AUGCGAAUGAAAGAGAUUUCUAUUCAGAAAACGGUACAGACAGCAACGGAAGUUCACUACCAUGUUGUAUUUCACAGUAAAGAAGCGGAAGAAAUGGCUUUCAAUAGGGCCAACUUUAUGAAAGGAUCCAAGCAAUAUCCCAGUGUACCAGAGUGGGCGAAGGAUAUCAUGGUAAAGCCACCCAUGGAGCGUAAUGAAAGUGAACUUCGCAAGAUACACGCUCUUCUCAGAGGUCUCAAGAGUUUUGAUAAAUUCACUCACAAUAUACAGAUUGCUAUGUGUCAGUCUUGUACGUAUGAAAGUAUUGAAUCCAGGAGAGUUGUUCUAAGAAAAGGUCACGUGGGACUGUGUUUCUAUUUUAUCUACUCUGGCUCUGUAUUUGUGAACACGGAAGAAAUUCAUCCAACGACUAAGGCUGUCUUUACCAAAACAGAAGCUAUUCUGACAAAGGGAGAUUCUUUCGGUGAAUUGGCAUUAUUGCGUGAUAUCAAGCGUACUGCCACCAUUUCAACUCGUGGAACCUGUGAAUUUUUCGUAAUAGAUAAAGAUGUAUUCAGCAGUCUCUGUCCAAAGAUAUUUGAUCAAGAGUUAGAAACAAAAGUAAAUUUUGUCGGGAAUGUGUCUGUGUUUCGUAAACAUUGGUCAAUGGAUGUUAUAAAGAAUCUUUGCAAUGAAGCACAGAUACAAGAGUUUAAGACUAAUCGGGUGAUUACCUCUGACAACAUGCAAGACGAUUGGAUAUAUAUGUGCAUGGAAGGACGGUGUAGAAUUCUCAAAUUUCUGUCUCUUGGUGCAGAAUCUACGCAAAGUGGAGAUGUAGAAAAACAAGACAGUAGUGUUAUUGAUUUAGCGCUGCUGAUUACUGAACAGACUAUUGGUAAAAAAGUUGUACGCCGCCAGGAAGACUUUCGAGUGGAAUGUAAAAGUCGUGAAGAACAGAAGAAAAAUAUGCUAUCCGCUAUGCACCUGGAAUACGCAGAAAAACCGUAUGCCAAAGGAGAGCUGGAACUAGCAGAGUUGGAUGAGAGUGGCAAUGCAAUUAUUAAAGAAAGCUCUACGCCAGACCCGUCAUCUCAGGCAGACGAAUUUUUGCCAAACAUGUCAUUAAAUGCCUUCAUAAAAUUGCAGAACAAAAAAACAGAAAAUCAAGACUCAGUUUACCUGGACGUAGGGGUAUUAAAACCGUCACAGGUUUACAACUUCGAUGCUAUUUUAAAUGCUACUGUGGCCAACAAAGGCUUGAUUCUUGUUAGUGCGGGAGCUAAAGUACUGCGUUUAAAAAAACAGCUUCUGUUCAAACUUGCCACGCCAGAAGCAUUAGAAUUCAGCAGAACGCUUGCAGCACAGUUCAGCUACCCUUCACAAAAGGUUCUGCACCAUUCAUACGUACAGCAUACUAAGUGGGAAUAUUAUAAACAAAGCGUUGUACGCGAUACAAUGGCAGCGGCUGGGAAAGUAUCAUCACUGACAGAUGACAGGAAAAAAAUACGCCUCAACCAAAGACGACGGGACAACCGACUGAAAUCUACUUUGGAGAAUGAUCACAAAGAACAACUGCGCUUGCUCAGACUACUUGACGCUCGAUCUAAGAGUGCCCCUUCACCGGCAAUGCAGAAAAUCUUUGCCCGCUACGAGGAAAUGGCGGCGCAAGAAGAUAACCGCUGUGAUUCUUCAAGUCAUUGGCAAGAAACAGACAAUGCAUUCUUAGUGCCAAUUCGAGGUGGGGGGUCAGCGAGGAGAAAGAACAAAUUAUUAGAGGAGGAAUUAUUGAUGCAUCAAAUCAAAUCUCCGACUCAACUUAAUGUGGUUGUUGACGUUGUCUCUGAAGUCCGAUUUAACUAA
Molecule: messenger RNA, 1842 nt
Organism: Saccoglossus kowalevskii
Lineage: Eukaryota; Metazoa; Hemichordata; Enteropneusta; Harrimaniidae
Product: cyclic nucleotide-binding domain-containing protein 2-like
Source: RefSeq, a predicted model, not a curated record